Elaeis guineensis (African oil palm) is the source of this 907-nucleotide messenger RNA. The record is from RefSeq and is a predicted model, not a curated record. Lineage: Eukaryota; Viridiplantae; Streptophyta; Magnoliopsida; Arecales; Arecaceae.
AACCCCACCCCCUCCCGUCCUCGCCCAACGCAUCCCCGUCUCAAACAUCACCCUUCCCUUCUCUUCUUCGUCUCCAACCCCUCUCAUUACUACCUCAUGGGCUUCCCUCUAACCUGUUACUAUGUCGCCGUGCCAGAACCACUAAUCCUGCUGCUAAAAUUCCUCGACCACAUCCGAUUCGCCAUCUCCUUAAUCCUCUUCUACCUAGGCCUGUACCCAUCCUCCCUUCCUCCCACUCGAUACAGAGAUCCUGAGUUCCAUCCCACACCGGCUUCGGAUGCUCCAUGGCCGGUGACCUCCAUAUCGAUCAAGGCUCAGCUGCCGACGGUGGAAUUCGCGAGCUUUAUGGAGAGAUCGGGGGGGCGAUGGGAACAUGGCAGGGAAUUCGUGUGCGUGGUUUGCUUGGAGAAUUUGGCGGCCGGGGAUGAGGUUAGAGAGCUGGGCAACUGCCGGCAUGCGUUCCACAAAGGGUGCAUCGACCGAUGGGUGGACGUGGGCCAGGUGACCUGCCCGCUGUGCAGGGCCCAGCUGCUGCCGUGCAAGGGAAGGGAGGAUGGGGGUUGGCUGCUUAAUUUUUGGGCAAGGAUUUGGUGAAGGGCCAUGGCUUGGGACCAUGGCAAUUAACUAGGCUUUGUUAAGUUUGGAUGGGGAAGUCGAUCUAGGCAUUGGGCUUGCUUUAAUCCGGAAGGGAACUCAAAUUUAAGUUGUCACACAGGAGGCCAAUAAGGACGCCUGACCUGUUCAGUUAGGAGGAAGUCCUCUCAAUGUUUAGGUGGUGGAUACUUGUCAAUUAUUAUUAUUAUGUUUGCAUGUAUGAUUUAAGAAAAGAUUUGUAUUGUAUCAUGAUAAUUACUUGUUAGAUGUGUAUUCAAGUAUACAAUCUUUUGAAGGCAAAUUUCAAAUUGAA